Messenger RNA from Pectinophora gossypiella (pink bollworm), 1665 nucleotides. It is a transcript of the gene Rad17, whose product is annotated as cell cycle checkpoint protein RAD17. Bases 140 to 1627 code for a protein of 495 amino acids. The record is from RefSeq and is a predicted model, not a curated record. The transcript is spliced from 10 exons. Gene Ontology annotation, molecular function: chromatin binding. NCBI's taxonomy places the organism in Eukaryota, Metazoa, Arthropoda, Insecta, Lepidoptera, Gelechiidae. Gene Ontology annotation, biological process: DNA repair; DNA damage checkpoint signaling; mitotic DNA replication checkpoint signaling.
AAAUUUUGGUUUCUUGUUUAUUUAUUAUCGUAAAUAGUUGUUCAUUAUAAUAAUUAUUAAACUGUAAACAAGGUGAAAUUAAACAAUAAUAAAAAGCGUUGUAUUCUAUAUCUACUCUUAGGAAAACUAUAUAAGUAAAAUGCAGAAAGAAAAGAAAUGGCUAAAACCAUUUUUUGAUUUUGACGACGAUCAGCCUACUAAGAAACCAAAAAAAAGUGUAGUACUUAAAAAAUCGGUGAGCCAUAUCGAGAAAAUCGCAUCAGCUUCCGUUUUACCAAACAUAAAUCAUAAAAAUUGGAUGAAAAACUUUGAUCCAGUGAAUGUAGAAGACUUAGCAGUAAAUAAUAAGAAAAUCCAAGAGGUAGAAGAAUGGAUAAAAGUGGUCAACAGCAAUAGUACAUGUAGUGAUAUGCUGCUAUUGACAGGACCUGUGGGGUGUGGCAAAACCACUACUGUGCAUACUAUUGCCUCUAAAUAUAAAAUGAAGGUUACCGAAUGGAUAACACCAGUUGAUAUAGAUAUACCUACAGAUUAUGGUGACUAUGAAUACAAGGAAAAGCAAUCUACAAAAUUUUUAGACUUCAUUUUAAAAGCUGCAAAUUUUUCAUCAUUGUUGGAUAGUAAUAAUAGUAAACUGGUGUUAGUAGAAGAUUUCCCCAACACCUUUAUUAGGACACCUUCUGAAUUCACAGAUAUUCUGAACCAAUACAAGAAUAGAGCAAAGUCACCAAUAGUUUUUAUAUGUUCAGAAUCACAUUCAGAUGGUAAGAACACAGCAGCAAGCCUUUUCACACCAAGUCUAAAGGAACAAUUUCAAAUACAUCACAUCACGUUCAAUGGUGUAACUGCAACAGGAUUGAGAGCUGCACUUAAGAGAGUUGCAGACAUAAUAAAUAAAAAGCAUAGUGCAGUGUACAAUAUUCCAACAUCUGAUGUCAUAGAAUGUGUAGUGAAUUCAUCCACAGGGGAUGUUAGAUCUGCUGUACUUAAUCUACACUUUGCAUGUCUGAAAGGGUCAUCACAAAAUUUGGAGACAAGUUUAAUAGAAGAGAAGGAGACUAAAAGUAAAACCACUAAGACCACUAGAAAGAAAAAGCAAGCAUCCAGUAGAUUUUUGUCACUAGGUAAAGACCAGACUGUGAGCAUUUUACAUGGUGUUGGAAGAGUAUUGAAUCCCAAAGUGACAGAAAACGGCAACUUUACCCACCCGCCGACAGAAAUAAUCGAGCAGUUUGUGAGCCAGCCUACUUCAUUUGUGAAUUUUCUGGAAGAAAACUAUUUAGUUCACUUUUCCUGUUCAGUAGACGCUGAUAGGGCGGCGUCUGCACUAAGUGACGCCGACUAUUUGCUGGGAGAGUGGAGAGAAAAGAUGUGCCAAGAAUAUGGUUUAUAUGUCGCAGUGUCUGGUCUUAUGUUGGCUAAUAAAGCACCUCUGUCAGCGUGGAACCCAGUGAGAGGGCCUAAAAAUAUGAAGAUUAAUUAUCCCACACCUAGAGAAAUACCAUUAUUGGAAGAAAAUUACUUAUAUAAAGGAAAAACCCUAGUUUCAGAUUACCAAACCUAUUGCAAAAUUAUAGGCAGUAAGCCUCGGCCCAAACAAACAAAUGGAAUUGAAAUUGAAUUUUAACAGUUGACUAUGUAUAUAAGCAAUAAAAGAUUUAAUAA